AUGCCUCACACCAAGAUCUUCAGCUUCAACAUGUUUGGUGUCAAGUGGAUCUACACCUAUGAUCCUGAAGUCUUGAAAGCUGUCUAUGCGACUCACUUCAAAGAGUUUGGAGUCACACCAAUUGGUAAUCUUCGGAGAGGACUGACUCCUUUCGCGGACAAGGGCGCUAUUACUACUGAUGGCGAGGACUGGAAGCAUAGUCGCUUCUUGAUUCAACCCUUCUUUGAUCGUCAGGUGUAUACAAGCACCGACAGAGUGGCUCGACAUACGGACCAGUUCAUCAAGCUACUGCCUGAGAAUGGUGAAACAGUUGACUUGCAACCCCUGCUGCAGCGAUGGUUCUUGGACAUCGCCACGGAGUUCAUCUUCGGCGAGUCAACUGAAGCUUUAGUAUAUCCUGAGCGCGCCAAGAUUGCCAACACAAUGCUUGAUGUGCUUAACGUCGGUCGUCUUCGCGCUCAGCUUAACAGGCUCAUGUUUCUUCGUGACUGGACUCCCUGGCUAAAGUCAGUCGAGGAGAUACACGCGUUCGUCACUCCUCCGAUUCAAGAGACCAUCAAGGAGAAGCAUGAGCGCGAAAAGAAGAUUAAAGAGGACGCAGCUGACUUGGAGCCUGAGCGCACUGAUCUUCUAUGGACAAUGGUACAAAAUCUCGAAGAUGUUGAGGAGCUGAGAUCGCAGAUCUGCCUGAUCCUCGUCGCCAACAUUGACACUACAUCUGUGUUUAUCAGCAACUGCGUUUGGUGGCUUGCUCGCUAUCCUGAUGUUUGGGAUAAAAUUCGACAGGAAGUCCACGACUUGGGCGAUAUCCCGAUGAACUUUUCGGUGUUACGAAACAUGAAGUAUUUGAACUGCGUCAUGAAUGAGACUCACCGCAUGAUCCCCAACAACGUGUCUCAACUUCGCGGUGCCUUCGAGGAUGUCGUGAUUCCAGUAGGCGGCGGCCCAGAAGGCAAAUCACCAACUCUUAUCCGCAAGGGCGAUCUUGUUCUCAUCAACAAGACCGUAAUGUAUCGUGAUUCUGAGGCUUGGGGCGACGACUCCAACGAGUUCAAGCCAGAGAGGUUUGACGGGUAUCGAGGUUCGUGGGGCUUUCUACCUUUUGGUGGUGGACCGCGACGAUGCCCGGCUCAGAUGAUGGUUCAGACUGAGGCGGCGUUUAUCCUUGCUCACCUUGCGAAGACUUUUAGGCGCAUCGAGCCUCGCGAUCCAGAGCCGUACGUGCCUGUUAUGAGGAUUGGACCCUCGAAUAAGACUGGUGUCAAGGUGGCUUUAUACAGAUGA
This is a messenger RNA of Fusarium musae, 1284 nucleotides long. RefSeq lists its product as uncharacterized. The transcript has 3 exons. Gene Ontology annotation, molecular function: heme binding; monooxygenase activity; iron ion binding. The record is from RefSeq and is a predicted model, not a curated record. Lineage: Eukaryota; Fungi; Ascomycota; Sordariomycetes; Hypocreales; Nectriaceae. Bases 1 to 1284 code for a protein of 427 amino acids.